GACCACUGGCUGCUGGACCUGGUGACACAGGUGGCCCUGGGCGUGUCUGUGGUGGCCCUGGACCACUGGCUGCUGGACCUGGUGACGCAGGUGGCCCUGGGCGUGUCCGUGGUGGCCCUGGUGGCCAUGGGGGUGUCACUGGUGUCACUGGCUGUGUCCAUGGUGGCCCUGGACCACUGGCUGCUGGACCUGGUGACGCAGGUGGCCCUGGGCGUGUCCCUGGUGGCCCUGGUGGCCCUGGGCGUGUCACUGGACCACUGGCUGCUGGACCUGGUGAUGCAGGUGGCCCUGGGUGUGUCUGUGGUGGCCCUGGACCACUGGCUGCUGGACCUGGUGAUGCAGGUGGCCCUGGGCGUGUGGCCCUGGGCGUGUCUGUGGUGGCCCUGGUGGCCCUGGGGGUGUCACUGGUGUCACUGGCUGUGUCCAUGGUGGCCCUGGUGGCUCUGGGGGUGUCACAUUGGGGAUGUCACUGGUGUCACUGGUGUCACUGUCCCCCCCUGUCCCCCCCAGGACCACUGGCUGCUGGACCUGGUGACGCAGGUGGCCCUGGGCGUGUCCGUGGUGGCCCUGGUGGCCGCGGCCGCCACCUUCGCGCUGUGCCGCGCCGUGGCCGAGCCGCGCCGGACGCUGCAGCUGCACCUGAGCCUCAGCCUGCUCGGGGGGCACCUGGCCUUCCUGCUGGGCAUCGACAGCGCCCACCGCCCGGUGGCCUGUGUGGUGACAGCGGUGGCCCUGCACCUGUCCUACCUGUCUGCGUUCUGCUGGAUGGCGCUGCAGGGGCUGCACCUCUACGUGCUGCUGGUCCAGGUGUUCUCGCCGGCCUGGCUGCGCCCGCGGCCGCUCCUGGCCCUGGGCUACGGCCCCGCCCUGGCCGUGGUGGCGCUGGCGGCGGCGGCGUUCCCUCAGGGAUACGGCACCGAUCAAUAUUGCUGGCUGUCCCUCGAGCGCGGUUUCCGCUGGAGCUUCCGGGGCCCCGUCAUCGUCAUCACCGCCGCCAACGCCGCCAUCCUGGUUGUCACCCUCUGGAAGUUGGUGCAGAAAUUCCACGAGGUCACCCCGGACAUGGGGACCCUGCGCCGGGCACGGGUGCUGUGGGUGACGUCACUGGGCCAGCUCUCCCUGCUGGGCUCUGGUUGGGCGCUGGGCGUGGGGGCGGGGCUUGGCUGGGCGGGGGGGGCGGGGCCGCCCCUCCCCCCCGGCAGCGCCCCCCCGCCCCUCCCCCUCCUGUUCUGCAUCGUCAACGCCGCCCAGGGGCUGCUGAUCUUCCUGUGCCACUGCCUGGGGCACCCCAAGGUGCGGGGCUGGUACCACUCCCUGCUGUGCCCCCGCUCGGGGCCCUACUCGGAGUUCACCAGUCACACCAGUAACACCAGUAACCCCACCAGUCACACCAGUAUGGGCCGGCUGCGGGGAUCCCAGUCACACCAGUCACACCAGUAACACCAGGUGAGC
Haemorhous mexicanus (house finch) is the source of this 1452-nucleotide messenger RNA. RefSeq names its product adhesion G protein-coupled receptor E5-like. The record is from RefSeq and is a predicted model, not a curated record. Gene Ontology annotation, biological process: adenylate cyclase-activating G protein-coupled receptor signaling pathway; cell surface receptor signaling pathway. The transcript has 12 exons. Gene Ontology annotation, molecular function: G protein-coupled receptor activity. Lineage: Eukaryota; Metazoa; Chordata; Aves; Passeriformes; Fringillidae. Gene Ontology annotation, cellular component: membrane. The annotation marks the transcript as partial.